Molecule: messenger RNA, 1005 nt
Organism: Aspergillus tanneri
Lineage: Eukaryota; Fungi; Ascomycota; Eurotiomycetes; Eurotiales; Aspergillaceae
Product: acyl carrier protein
Exons: 5
Coding region: 1-1005 (334 amino acids)
Source: RefSeq, a predicted model, not a curated record
AUGCCGCGUCGCCCAGGCCCUCGGGAGGACCUGGAGAGAUUUGGAUUAGAAACAAUCCGUCUGGUAAUCGUGCCUCCGUGGUGGAAGCAACCGGAGACCACACCGAGACGAAGCUAUCCAUCAACCCGCAGUGGCGGAAUUUGGGCGUCGGCGGUCAUUCCACACCAAUCCCGUAAUCGCCCGCUGGGGCAAGACACGCACAUGGUUUAUGCAGGAGAACUCACGGGAAUUGAUCUGGCCCUCUCUCUGCGUACCGUCGACUCCUCCGUGAGCUUGGAUGAAGACAUGGCAGGAGAGAUGCAGGUGGACCAGAUUACGUUGGCAUCCUACCUAGGAACAUUUAGUGCCGUGGACGCGAGCGCAUGCCCACAUGACUCCUCGGCCAAUUUAGGAGCAUUUGACGAUGUUUUCGCCAAGUACCGUAACGCCCGCAGUCAGUAUACCGUGGCCCCCACCCUACCAGUCGUCCUAGACGUCGGUCACGUAGCAGAUAGCGAUCUCAGCGGCAUUCUGAAGCAAUCACUCGGUGCCACCCUUACGAUGGCGGACAUUCGCACCAUCGUUAAGUGUGCCAUCAGUUGGUCGGCUUCUACCUUCGAUAUGGUUGAACAGCCACCCCGUAUCAGAGGAGGCCUUCAACUACUUCCACCGGCGCAUAUCAGAGAACGCCUCAAGACGGAGCACAGCAGACAAGGAACAAGCAGCGCAGGUGGAAACGGCGAUAUGUUGCCAGCUUCAUGGGCUGCCGCUGAGGACGCGCUGACUGGUGUGACCAAGGCACUGAUCAUCAAAAUUGCAGCCAUGAUGAUGUUGGAACGGGAUGAGGUGCGUGCCGAUGCUCCCAUCGCGUCAUUCAGGUUGGAUUCUCUUGUGUCGGUUGAAUUGCGCAACCGAGUUCUCAGGGAGACCAGCGCUCAGUUGGCUCUUGGCAUCACGUACGCUGAGAGUCUCCGAGCCCUUGCAACGCGCAUUCUUUUGCAGAGAGAGUUAGGCCAAAAGGCGUGA